CAGAUUGAUAUUUCAGAGAAGAUGUCGUAUUCCAAGGCUAUUGAGCCGUUUAUCCAGAAGUAUCCAAGCUGGGUAUAUUUUACCGGGGUGGGAGGACGAAUGCUGAAGGAGAAUAAUUGGAAUACUGGAAUCAAAAAGAAUAUUCCUAAACAUUACAAGGACUUUUAUUUCACUUGGCAAAUUGGUCCUCAGCAACACAUUCAUUCUCGUCCCGGGACAAACCGGUUUGAGAAGGACGAGUGGGGAGAGAUACAUCCGGUUCAGAAUCCCCGGAUCCACGUGGUUUAUCCGGAGGAGUUCCACGCGGGUCUCUGGGGAGGAGAAGGUGUGAUUAAAGGUUUACUCAAGCGACCUGAAACUAGGCAUAGAUCCUUCAAACCUCCACCAGCUAAAUAUUUUUGGCCAAAAUUAUUUGAGGGAGUAGUUUACAGUGAGAUUCUGGAUAAACGAAUAGAACUAAUUAUGACCAAACGUGGAGUUCAUCUAGUUGAUGAAGCUGAAGGGUUUGAUAAUUAUCUAUUGACGACUCCUGUAAAUGAAGUUUAUGCAUGGAAACUGCUCAGGCUUAAACGAGAAAUACUUUUAACCCUAGCAGACAAGGAGAACUUUGCAGGUAGAGGAGGUAUGGUAGACCUAUAUGAGAAAUAUAAUCAAUAUAUUGUAUCUAAAGAACAAGCAGACUGGACUGGAUUAAAGCUUCAGGAAGCGAUCAAGAAACAGCUUGUGAUUGAACACAACAAGAUAGAACUGAACAAAGUCCCUCUGAAGGACAAGUAUAGAGACGAACUAGUCUAUCUUCUCAAACAAGGACAUCUAGAUGAUAUAGAUCUAGGACUGGUAGAGGACAACAAAGAGCCUGGGUUCCUGGGCGAUAUUAAGAAAAUGUUUAAAUAAAUUUGAUCUCAUUUAAAUAUCUUCCCUCCCCCUUUAUACUGAAAGCUUUCUAUUUCAGACACAAAUGUGUAAGGUUUGACCUUAGUCAAUAAUAUCUUAGAUAUAGUACGUUUGUGCAGUGGUCAGGAUGCGAGGAACCGGUUUAUAUAAACAGCUGAUUCGUUACGGACAACAGUUGCAGUACACUGACAAACAUUUCUUUUACAGAAGAAUUCGAGCUGAGUUCGAACAGAAUAAAAACCUACAAGAUAAACAAGCCAUUCAAUUUCAACUAGAUAAAGGCUGUGCAUUCUUGAGGAAUCGGCUGCUGGUUUAGUAAAGAAAUAAUUCAAGCGUGAUCACUGAUCAGCGUAUUAUUAAACAGUAGAAUUGUUUUUUUAAAAAGGUUGGAUUUAAGAAACUCCUCUCCAAGGAGCUUACCUACCAAGUGAACCCAUGUUAAAGAGUGAAUUCUAAAUUGGACAAUGGACAGAAACACCACCAGAUUUCAAUCAUAGACGAUGACCUUGAAAUUAUAUUGUGGUUUCCUGGUCUCAGGAAGACGACUUUUUUCUUCGUCUUCUUCAGUACUUGG
Molecule: messenger RNA, 1468 nt
Organism: Eurytemora carolleeae
Lineage: Eukaryota; Metazoa; Arthropoda; Copepoda; Calanoida; Temoridae
Gene: mRpL28
Product: 39S ribosomal protein L28, mitochondrial
Exons: 9
Coding region: 22-894 (290 amino acids)
Cellular component (GO): mitochondrial large ribosomal subunit
Molecular function (GO): structural constituent of ribosome
Source: RefSeq, a predicted model, not a curated record